UUAACAGUAGAUCAGUAGUAUAAACUGGGGGCAAGCACCUGCGAAGAACGGACACAUUCCAAGCAGGCAUGCGGCUGGCUCSAUGCUAAGAUCUUAACAGCAUUACUGGUAAUACUUCAGUACACUGGGGGCAAGUACCUGUAAAGAACGGACGCAUUGUGCUGAGUGUUUGGCUGGAGAGUCACAAGACCUCCCCCAGCGCUAUAGAAGCUCAGGUCCGACGAGCAUCGAAAAUCAGUCUUUUUUCCCAGUUGUUGGAGUUUUUCCUCCGUGUAGAAAUCCUACCAAGGCCUACACAGUGAGAAUGUCGGAAUCCAGCAAAAAUGGGCGAAAACGCGACGACGAUGCUGAAAUUGUCGAAAACAGUUGGAAGAGGCAAAAGCAUAAGCAUAAGCCCACCCCCUGCUGUAAUUGCACUGUACUUAGCACCUGCCAACGGCUCCCAGUAGGCUUGGUUGCUGGAUGCAGCUGUCUUGGUCAAGGAAAGAAGUGUGUAAACUGUUCCUGCUUCAAACGUUGCAAGAAUAAAUACACAUCUAAAUUGCACCCAACGACUGGUGGAAUUGAAACCUUCUUCCCAACCAAGCUCCCCCCCCCCUCCAAUCCCUCCACAUCAACGUUUCAAGGGACCCAUCCCUCCAGGGGCUGAUCCCACAGCUUUCAGACCCCCUCCAGGGGCCCCUGGACAGACUUACACGGAUUCUUCGGAUUAUUCCGACGAUGAUGAUUCUUCGGACGACAAUACAAAAGCCGAUGAUGCUGAUGAUGAUGCUGAUGAUUCUUAUUCCAAGAAGGCCGCAGCCGCUGAUGAAGUUAAGGAGGAUUCUGACACCAAAACAUCAACAAACCCUUGUUGCCAAUGCUCAAAUAGAGCAACUUGUGCCCAGCUCCCCACAACCAACAGGAGAGGCUGCAGCUGUCUACAGGCCCGGAAGGGCUGUGUAAACUGUAAUUGUACGCAUCAAUGCAAGAACAAGUACAAUGCACACAACACUGAACACAACGCUGCACACAAUGCUGCACACAACGCCAACGGCAACAAGACCACAAAUAACAACAAAAGGGCCCCCAACCACAGGCACAUCCAACUCACACAGGAUUCCGACCUCCUAUUCACAMAGGAAUCCGCCGGUGGGAAGGGGACCAAAGGCACUCGGGGAAGGACAUCCGGAGAGGGCAACACCGACACCAAAAACAACCAUAAAAACAACAUUACAAACAACACAACUAACCCGGUCKACGUUGCACUCACACAGACCCCUUCCAUCCCCCCGAGAGGUGCAUCUGCUUUGGAGGACUCCUAUGAUUCCGAUGAAUAUUAUUAUUCCAAUGAACAUUCCUGUUCCGUUUCCGAUGAAUAUUACGGUUCCGGAGAGUAUUACGAUUCCAAUGAAAAAUAUAGUUCUGAUGAGUAUUACAAUCCCGAUAAAUCAUACGAUUCCGAGGAUCCACCAGCCCCAGAUGCACCAACAGCUGCAACAGACCCAGCAGCAAACAGCACAGCUGAGAAUGUUGCAGCUAUUAAUACAACCGGAGCCUCUUUGGGGGCUUCACAAGCCUCCGAGGAUGCUGGGGCGGCCGCUUUGGAUGCUUUAUUGGCAAACGCAGCCGAGGACUCACAAUCUCCCUCCCAAGCUUUGGAGGCAUGCAGAGAUGCACGUGAGGAAGCUUUGGAAGCUUUAGUGGCGGACGCAGYCAAGGACUCGCAAUCUCCUUUCCUGGAUAAUUCACAAGCGUCCAUCCCUUCCUCUUUCCUGGAGGCUAAUAAAGCAGCUAUUAAGGAUUCAUCAGAGACUGAUGCAGAGGCUUCUCCAUCUGACGCUCCGGAUACUGCAAAUAAUGCAAGCUCAGCUCCAUCGAACGCUCCGGAUGCAAAUAUUGCAGCUUCAGCUUCAUCGGACGCUCCAGAUACUGCAUUUAAAGCAGCUUCCGCUUCAUGGAACGCUCCGGAUAUUGUAAAURAUGCAGCUUCAUUGAAUGCUCCGGAAGCAUAUAAUGCAGCUUCAGCUCCAUCAACCGCUCGGGAUGCAAACAUUGCAGCUUCAGCUUCAUCGAACGCUCCGGAUAUUGCAACUAAUGCCGGCUCAGCUUCAUCGAACGCUCCAGAUAAUGCAAAUAAUGCAGCUGCCGCCUCAUCAGCUUCACCGACUGGUGUGGAGGCAAAUGCGACCGCUUCGGAUGCAAAUAUUGCAAAUAAGACUGCGUCGGAUGCAAAGGAUGCGGCAUCAUUGACUCGCCCGGCAUCGACCUCCACCGCACCUCCUCCGGCCGCACCUCCUCCGGCCGCACCUCCUCCGGCCGCACCUCCUUGGAAGGUCCCUGAUGCGGAGUCCUACCAAAAGACUGCUCCUUGGAAGCUACUCCAGCAGCAUGAAAGGGAGAAAAAGGAGAAAUAUUUGGAUCUCUGCCAUGAGGCCCAUCGACACUUCACUCCUCUGGUCUACUCCAUCGAUGGCAUGGAAGGCAAGGAAGCAAUUGCAGCACGCAAACAGCUUGGUGCCAAACUUGCUGCCAAAUGGGGGCGCCACUACUCUCAGGUAUGCAGCCUUGUUAAAUCAAGAAUUGGAUUUGCUUUAGCCAGGGCUGCAAGCAGAUGCUUGAGGGGCACUCGCGACGCCAGAUUGAAAUUCAAUCAGCCCCUGGAUUGGAUUUCUCACUCUGGUGUCCGAGUGUAUGCCUACUAGCACAGUCGGAUUUCAUCUGGUCUAGUUUUUUGUUAGGGUUUCCAGUGUGGUUUCCCACUAAAAUAUAGUGCUCGGAAACGUCGGAGCAAGACAGCUUUGCUCCAAUGGAGCUCAGAAAUAUCGAUUCAAAAGCAUCGACACUCGUGCUUCGGUGCAAAUCGAACUCGCGUAGUCAGAUUUCACACUUUCGUGAAAAUAACACGCGAAUUCAGUGUGAUUUCUUGCCCGGUUUUUUCAGGUUUUUYCCCGUACCAUAUGAUCAAUCGUGCGAUCGUAUGAUUCGCUAGUAAUAGAACACUUCGGUGUGA
Molecule: messenger RNA, 2992 nt
Organism: Pseudo-nitzschia multistriata
Lineage: Eukaryota; Bacillariophyta; Bacillariophyceae; Bacillariales; Bacillariaceae
Source: the annotation of a GenBank genome assembly